AUGGCUGGUUCAACAGGAUGUCGUUUAAGGGCAAAUGGCCCGCCGAAUCAUCACGCCAAGUUUCUCAAGCGUUUUGCUGCCAAAGAGGCGCAGCGAAGAGUUCCAAAGCCGGCACCUCUCUCGGCAGAGGAACAUGCUGCGAAUCGGAAGCGACUAAGCAAAGUCCGCUUCGUCAAGCCGAAGUACUCAGAGGAGACCAUGAUCAAUGUCACUGGCAUUUUCAAGAAGUGGAAACGGUACUGCGAUGAGAACAAAGUUGGUGACUGGGAGCAGACGAUCCGGUGCCUACGUCGAGAAACGACGAUGGACUUCUUCCUCUUCGUAUGCGGUAACUACAACGUCAAAUCGUGGGGAACUUCAGAGGAGUACAUGCGCCAGUUCCAGCAGCUUUACACGACGGUCACAGGCCAAUACAUGAAUCGGAACGACAGUAAAGAAGUGUAUAAGUACCACCAUAAUGUAUUAGUCCCUAGAUUUGGCCUCCGUGCGCCGAAUAUUGAUGGCAAGGCUGUCCUAAAUGUCGACAGUCUGCGAGUCAUUUUGACGUUUAAUAUUGCUUACGACACCGGCGCAUUCGACCUGGAGCGGCAUCGCAUCCAACUGGCUGGUUGCUACCAAAUUCUUUGCUAUACUGGAGCGCGGCCGGCCGAACUAGUAGACGGUGAAAGGAAGAAACCUAAAGACGGCUCCAUCGAAAAGCUAUUCGGGCAGAAGGUCGUCCAGCAGGCUGAGGGUGCCUCGGAUGCAGCAGACGCCUUAGACGAAGAGUCGCAGAAGGUAGAGGAGCUACUCUCCAUGGAAACAACAAAGCGCGGACGACCAAAGGCUCUUUGCUAUGAAGACAUUCUUAUGAUGCUUGUCCGUCAUCCUGUCACAGGACUGCCUGUUCUGGCUAUGGCCAUCAAGUUCAUUCACCACAAGGGAGCCGAUAAAAAGCCUAGGCCGACCAUUUUUUUCUUCACUCCAAGCAAGAAGUUAAUCUUUUGCCCCAUAACAGUCAUUCUUGCCCUUGCGUUGCAUGACCGUGCCUUCGACGCACCAAGCCUAACCAAUGCAUCCCGUGUGUUCGAAUCGCAGGUCUGGGGUCCGACUCAGUGCACGCAGCUUCGGUGGAAGGAGGAGAUGCUCAAGAUGCCCGUUUUCCGCCGCGUUCGGGGCUGUGAGCUCUCCACCAACGAGGCUAUGCUAUACUCAAAACUCAAUUACGACAUGGGGCGACAAAGUCUCGAUUCUGGGCAUGAGAAGGCUUGGACACCAAGAUUUGCUCGCAGAGGCGCCGCCAAUGCGGCUGAUGGUGACGCGCCCGAUUCAGUUCGUGACCAGAUGAUGCGGCAUGAUCCUAGGUUUUCUACCUUCUUCAGUGCGUACUUGAACGAGAUUGCGAGGUUCGACCUUCAAAAUGCGUUCCUGGAAGAGGAGAAGCAGGAUCAGUUAUUUCGGAUGUUUGCACACGUUAGCCUCACCCGAGACCCUCGAGCAACCCGCGAUAUGGUGCCGGACGAAGUUUGGGCUCAGGUGCCACCUGAUCCGGAUAUCAUGGAACUAGAAGAGGAGCGCGCGCGGCUGAAGCAGGGCCGGUAUCGAAUAGCUGGCAGUGAAAAUGAAGAGAAAAUACGGGAGCUGACUGACAAAAUCAGAACGAAAAAGGCAGAGCGAGAGAAGCGGAUUGUCAAGGACUAUCGCGAGUACUACUUCUACCAUCGUCCCACCUGGGACAUCGAAGCCCAAGCUCGCGGGGAGGUGGAAGAGCAGUAUGAAGAGCCUGUUAUUGACCUCGUUGUUCCCGAGCGUGCCAGGCUGGCCGAGAUACUCUGCUUUCAGCCCAAGGACUUGACGGAAGAACAAAUCUCCUGCAUCAGGACAGAGGCAGUUGACCUCAUGGUCGCGCUUUGCGACAAAAGGAACACCGGCAAAGUUAGACAAACUCGGCCAAGGGCUCCACCCCAACCCCAAGUACAGCAAUUCAUCAAGGAAGAAUCGCCUGGAUUUGGAGCCUGGUACGAACCCGAUCUCUUCCCACUUCUCAUGGAUGCAAGUCAAUGUCCAGAUUGCAUCGGGGAUGAGCGAUUAACGGCCGCAGAGCGCACCUUUCAGUGGUGUCGCCCGACCAUCCGAAAUGAUCACUUCGAUGACCAGCACCUGACUGACCGCGAAGCUACCGCGGAGCGAGGGGAGGCGCUUGUUUAUCAUUUCAGAAACCAUGUCUGGUCCGUCCACAAAGUCCUUUUGAGAACUUCAGAGCAAGUAAAUCGUAGAAGAUUGAGACAGGAACAACGUCGCCAGAUGAUCCGGGGGGCGAAAGCACAGCGCCAGCAAAGGGUCCUCGGACCGGCGAGCGCAAGGGCGAAAAUUGAGAAGGUCUGUGAGCGAUACGGCAUACCUACGCCGUGGAAGGCAGGAUGGGUGUGCUACUACAAUGACCCCGCCAAGGUCGAAAAGGACCCGACAAGACGUAGGGCUAUGAAGGACGCCCAAGCAGACGAGUUGGCCGUGCUCAGUCGCUCAGAUCGCCGACGGAGUUCAAGUGCACAUUCCCGUCGAUCGAUCAGUGACGUUGGAAGAGAUCAGCAGGUUCAAGAUCUGGAGUCGAAGGUGCACGACCUGACUGACACGGUAAGCAGCUUGAAUAAAACAGUGAGCAUGCUGGCAGACAUGUUCAAGGAGUUAAUUCAAGACUUCGGUAUCUGCUCCUGCACCAAAAUAAUUCAGGGUGACGGGGUGUCGAGUUUUCUGUGUUGUAAUGUUAUAGUAAAGGAAUCCAGCUAUCAAGUCACCCUUACAAUAUUGCCUCUUGCCCUCCAAGUUGGGGAGGAUGUACUUCUAGUCUCCCGUGCUCACAGUACAUUCUGCUGUGUCGGAAGGCUUCGACGUAGUUGCUCGACGCAUGCUACUAACUCUGUAGACGGAAAGACGCAGUCGAGACGCUGGAUUUGUUGA
This is a messenger RNA of Metarhizium robertsii ARSEF 23, 2937 nucleotides long. RefSeq names its product FluG domain-containing protein. The record is from RefSeq and is a predicted model, not a curated record. NCBI's taxonomy places the organism in Eukaryota, Fungi, Ascomycota, Sordariomycetes, Hypocreales, Clavicipitaceae. The transcript is spliced from 7 exons. Bases 1 to 2937 code for a protein of 978 amino acids.